Morchella sextelata is the source of this 3648-nucleotide messenger RNA. RefSeq lists its product as uncharacterized. Gene Ontology annotation, molecular function: protein binding. The transcript has 8 exons. The coding region runs from base 1 to 3648 and encodes 1215 amino acids. The record is from RefSeq and is a predicted model, not a curated record. NCBI's taxonomy places the organism in Eukaryota, Fungi, Ascomycota, Pezizomycetes, Pezizales, Morchellaceae.
AUGUGUGAUAUCCCAGUAUUCAAACGACCUUUCCAUAAGCUCCGUAGGGCUGUAAGCCGCGACAGAGGCACCGACAAACCCGCUGCAGAGAAGUCAUCAUGGCCGGCAUCGGCAUCUUCUACCUCUGUAGCAGCAGCAUCAGCAGGUGGGGGUAACACGCUCGAAGUUCCUGGACAACGCGGGCGUGAGGACUCGCCGACAUUAGUUACAAGUGGACCCGUGGUCGAGAGGAGGAUCGAUAAUGAGGCGCAUUUGGAUCCAGAAGAGAGGACUGCGAGGGUACCAGACCUCGCCUUUAUUCAGGCACUUAAAUCCCACGAAGAUGCCCUAUCUCCUUCUGAGAAGGCCGCCUUUCUAGCCUCUAAAACUGAGAAUCCGGAAGAGCUUAUCAAGCAAGUUCAAGACCUCGAUGCUAAACACCAUCAGACCAGUCUUUCUCGAGCGGUUGGACCACGGGUCCAGAAGGUGAUGGUGGGGAUGGAUAUGUAUAUGGGAGUUAUUGGAGCCUUGAUUAGUUAUUCUCCGGAUGUCUCGGGACUUGUAGUAGCUGGUCUACAGUGUGUUAUCAAACUGGGAAUUAGGUUUUUCGAAUUCUUCGAAAACCUGACAAGUAUGAUGGAAACCCUAGAGAACCAUGUGUCAUAUCUAUCGAAAUACGCCAUGUCCAUGUUUCAGGAGUCCGAGGAUAUUCGAGAGGCACUCGCGCGGACUUAUGGCGAUUUGUUGGACUUUUUUGCACAGGCAAGACGCGUGUUUACAGACAAUGACGGGAAUGCAACCAGGUGGACAUCUUUUAAAGUCUUCUUCCGAAUGACUUGGCAGCCAUUUGAAGAGAAUUUUAGUGGAAUAAAGGCGAAAUUCCUUGCAAAUGCUGAGAUUGUGACAAGAGAAGCACAAGUUCAUGGUCUCGUGUCUGCUGAUGCAGAGCGGCAGCGGAUACUUAUGAGAGAGCAGCAGGCAGAUCAAGAAAAAGAAGAUAAUAAACGACGUGAAGUAUUCACUUGGCUAUCAGAUCUAGACUUUGAGGAAGUGCACGAAACACAGUUUCACAAACGAUUCGGUGAAACCGGUAACUGGCUUCUCAACGAUACUGGUUUUACGGACUGGCAGAAUAGUUCCGAUUCUGGUCUCCUCUGGAUUCACGGCACACCAGGCACUGGAAAAACAGUUCUCUGUUCUCUCGUCCUCGAGACACUCACUGAGAUCACCGCCCUUUCCUCCCCCGGUACCACUGGAAUCGCUUUUUCCUACUGUAACUAUUCACUUCCUUCCACCCAGCAAAACCCGGGCUCUUUUAUUGCAACCUUCAUCAAGCAACUUUCCCGCUGUUGUCCCCGGAUCCCAGAACCCCUCGAGAAGCUAUUCAACUCACACGAUAAAAAUGCACGCAAUCCGAGUUACCUUGAACUGCGCCAGUUAUUUCUAGAGGUUGCAGCAGGUUUUGAGAGAAUUUAUGUGGUAAUAGAUGCGCUGGAUGAGUUUGAUCCCCAGCAGAGAGGAUCUUUUCUGUUAUUCUUGUGCGAGAUUAUGAAGUUCUCAGGGGGGUGCAUAAAAUUGUUUAUUACGAGCAGGAGGGAAGCGGAUAUUGAAAGGGCAUUUACGGAUGUACCUACGAUAGCGAUUGAGUCGGCAAGGUUAAAGGGGGAUCUCGAAGAGUAUGUGGAAGGGGAAUUGGAGCGGAGAUAUGAGGAGGGAGCUUUGAGACUUAAAGAUCAUACAGUCAAAGAUGCUAUCUUUUCAACCUUGGUUGAGAAGGCAGAUGGGAUGUUUCUCUGGGUCAAAUUUCAGCUCGACUUACUAUGCUCCCAAACCUCCGACCGGCAGAUCCGCAAAGCCCUGCAGAAUCUCCCUGCAACGAUGGAUGAGACAUACACACGCUGUCUUGCCUCCAUAGAAAAGAAAUCCAAAUCAGAAAUUGAGUUGGCAAAGAAGGUCUUCAUGUGGCUGACGUACGCUCAACGGCCUAUGAGAUUGGGCGAAUUAUCACAAGCGGUGGCUAUGGAGAUUGAUAUAGAAACUCCAGAAGACAUAGAAGAGUCCAUUGUCAAUGACCUCGAGUUACUCGUGACUGUGUGCGGUGGCCUUGUAACGGUGGACAUCAUGCAUAGCAUGUAUAACCACUCGACUGUGAGGUUUGUACAUUUCACAGUGCAGGAGUUCUUAACGGGCCAGGGGAGUGGUAGCUCGGUAAUGCUGAAACAGAAUUCACAGCUGGCGCAUGAGGAGAUUGGGCAAAUGUGUAUAAAAUAUCUGAUGAUAAUGUACUCUGCGCCGUCCGAAGAACCAACUCUCUGGGAUAGUUUCGACACCUACGCAGAAACUUUCUGGCACCACCAUAUUCGAGCCCUUAAUCAACUAAGCGAAGAUGUUUGGGUACUUUUGUACAGUUUCAUGAACUCUGGUGAACUCUUCUAUAGGACCAUUCCCCAAUUCAAAAUCGCAAGCGAUAAAACACCGCGGAAGAUCUCGCCCUCUACUAUCGCAGCAGUGCUUGAUCUCCCGUUAGCGUUGAGCCGUUUAAUCCAAGAGAAUCUCGACAAAUCAGAUCCCACUGAGAAUGGUUUAGAGGCUCUUCAUUGGGCGGCGGAGAUAGGCUCGCUCAAAGGGAUUGAAUGGCUGUUAGAACGGGGUGUUGAUGUCAAUGGAAUGAGUGCGUACGGGUUUACACCACUGUACUGUGCCGUCAUGAAGCAAAACAACGGGCUAGUAGAGUUUUUGAUUAGCAAGGGAGCAGAUGUAAACGCAAAAGGAGGCAUUUGGGGGAGCUCUUUUCAGGCCGCGGCCAGGAAGGGUAACAAAGCAUUGAUACAGCUGUUAUUGGAGCAUGGGGCGGAUGUUAACUUAAGGUAUGGGGAGAAGGCAGAUGCUUUACAAGUAGUUGCUGCCCUGGGUAACGAGGAGCUGGUACAUUUUUUACUGGAGAACGGUGCCAAUAUCAGUGCUCAAGGUGGGGAGCAUGGAAAUGUACUACAGGCUGCUUUCACCAGCGGUAAUGAACAGCUUGUACGGUAUUUGCUUGCUAAAGGGGCUGAAGCAACUAUCCAAGGAAAGACCGUCGCUGCAACUGCGUUGAGUGGUAAUAUAGCGCUCGUAGAGCUGCUACUGGAGAUGGGAUGCGAUGUGAAUUCGAAAGGUGGGCGCCAAGGAAGCGUACUCAAGUCGGCUAUUUGGAGCGGGAACAAGAAGUUGGUCGAAUUCUUGAUAGAAAAGGGAGCAAAAGUAAACAUGCCUGAGGUAGAAGAUGGAUAUUACGGCAGUGCGCUGAAUGCAGCGGCUUUGAAGGGCAACGAGGCGAUUAUCCAACUCCUGUUGACCUCGGGAGCAGAGGUCAAUAAACGAUGCGGUCACUUUGGAAACCCGCUCCAUGCCGCUGUUUGGAACGGCAACCCAGUGGCAAUAAAGCUACUCUUGGACAAUGGGGCAGACCCCAACUCGAGGAUGAAAGAUGGGGCGAAUGCGUUGCAGGUUGUAGCUUCGAAAGGGCAAUUGCAGCUGGUGAAGCUGCUUUUGGAGAAUGGGGCAGAUCCGAACCUGAAGGGUGGUCCUUGGAAAUGCGCCAUGGAGGCGGCUAGAAUCAAAAAUCAUGAACGAAUAACAAAGUUGCUCCGGGAACAUGGCGGUGUGGAUUAUGUUGCCGAGAGAGAUUGA